Molecule: messenger RNA, 1620 nt
Organism: Acipenser ruthenus (sterlet)
Lineage: Eukaryota; Metazoa; Chordata; Actinopteri; Acipenseriformes; Acipenseridae
Product: isovaleryl-CoA dehydrogenase, mitochondrial-like
Exons: 12
Coding region: 61-1359 (432 amino acids)
Biological process (GO): L-leucine catabolic process
Cellular component (GO): mitochondrion
Molecular function (GO): 3-methylbutanoyl-CoA dehydrogenase activity; flavin adenine dinucleotide binding
Source: RefSeq, a predicted model, not a curated record
GAGUUAUGAAAGCGACCAGCAGUACCAGCGCCAUCCCCGGCCCCGCGAUCUCUCCAGCUGAUGCUCUUUGUUAACUCGUUUCUGUGUCCAGACUCAAAGUCAAACCCAGCAAUGCUGUCGGCCAGGAGAGCGCUGCUUGUGGGCUUGAGGAGCGCGGCGGUGACGCGCCGCGGAUGCGCUGGCUCCACGGUCCCGGUAGACGACGUUGUGAACGGACUGACCGAGGAACAGAUACAGCUCAGACAAACCAUCCACAGAUUCUGUCAGGAGCAGCUGGCGCCCAAAGCCCAGGAGAUCGACAAGAACAACGAGUUCAGAGAGAUGAGGGAGUUUUGGAAGAAGCUUGGUGAUCUUGGAGUCCUUGGAAUAACCGCUCCCGCGGAGUUCGGCGGCUCUGCGAUGGGCUACCUGGAUCACGUGAUCGUGAUGGAGGAGAUCUCCCGCGUCUCUGCCGCGGUGGGGCUCAGCUACGGGGCGCACUCCAACCUGUGUGUCAACCAGCUGGUGCGCAACGGCAGCCAGGCCCAGAAAGAGAAGUACCUGCCCAAGCUCCUGAGUGGAGAGCAUGUGGGUGCCCUGGCUAUGAGCGAGCCCAAUGCGGGCUCUGACGUUGUCUCUAUGAAACUGAAAGCAGUGAAGAAAGGGGAUCACUAUGUGCUGAAUGGUAAUAAGUUCUGGAUCACGAACGGGCCGGAGGCAGAUGUUCUGAUCGUUUACGCCAAGACAGAGCCGUCCGCCAACGCACAGGGGAUCACAGCCUUCAUCCUGGAGAAGGGAAUGUCAGGGUUCAGCACAGCUCAGAAGCUGGACAAGCUGGGAAUGAGGGGCUCCAGCACCUGUGAGCUGAUCUUUGAGGACUGCAAAGUGCCCGAGCAGAGCAUGUUGGGUCACCUGAACAAAGGCGUGUACGUGCUGAUGAGUGGCCUGGACCUGGAGAGGCUGGUGCUGUCAGCAGGACCUCUAGGGAUCAUGCAGGCGGUCAUGGAUCACUCCAUCCCCUACAUGCACGUCAGAGAGGCUUUCGGGCAGAAGAUCGGACACUUCCAGCUGUUACAAGGGAAGAUGGCUGACAUGUACACCCGCCUCAGCUCUUGCAGACAGUAUGUGUACAACGUGGCGCGAGCCUGCGACAGGGGGCACUUCAGCUCCAAGGACUGUGCUGGAGUGAUUCUGUACGCUGCAGAAACAGCAACUCAAGUAGCACUUGAUGGAAUUCAGUGUCUCGGUGGGAACGGCUACAUCAAUGACUACCCGAUGGGGCGCUUCCUGCGCGAUGCCAAGCUGUACGAGAUCGGAGCCGGGACCAGCGAGGUCCGCAGACUGAUCAUCGGCAGGGCUUUCAACGCCAUGUACAAAUAAAGAGAGCCAGGGCUCAAUACACAGGACCUGUGAUCAGGGCUCCAAACCUGCAGCUCCUGCACCCAGUCCUGGGUUCACAGCGUUGAGCAGAAUCUCUUCCUUCAGCUGAUUUCUUUUAAGGAAAGUUGCUAUAAUUGUAUCACUUUGUUACUACUGGACAGAAAUGUUUCUAAUGUAAAAUCUGUAAAAAAGCAUUUGUCAGGCUCCACGAUUUGCUCAAAGGAACAGUCCAAGUUAAUGAUAAUUAUAUAUUAAGUUUGA